AUGGGAUUUUUCAGGAGAAAGAAGACACAAACUCCAUCACAAUGCCCGCCGGCCAAAGCUGAUCAGGUGCAAUGUCAACCUCCGGCACAAUCUCCUCCCCGUCGUGAUGGAAGCCCUUUUCAUCCUCCAGCUCCGGCUGCUCCGUUUCAACCGGCCGGCUACCUGUCGCCGCCACCGGGCUGGAAUCAUGCCCCGCCGCCUGGACCUCCCCCAUCAAACAGCCAGUAUCACCACGACCAGAGACAGUAUUCUCCCAUCAUCGUGAACCAACAUUAUUAUCUGAGCUCUCCGCCCUCUCAUCAAGCUCAUAACAAUCCUUACCCUAGCAGCAAUGGAACAUGUGCGCUCAGCAAGCUCAAACUAGGCUCAGCGGCCGACUUGGCGCACCUAUCCGGGACCGUCAAUCAAUUACUGGACGAUGGCCUGCCGAGAUGGCACUCAUACGGGACACAGUUGUUGAACCAGGGCGCGGCCAUGUAUGACCAGAUGUUCAGCAGAUUUGACGACAUCAUGACUUCAAUCGACAGAGAUCGGUUUAUUGGAAACGAGAAUGACCUGUUCAUGUACCAAAAGAUAGAGCCGAUACCUUCACCACCCGCCGAAUCGACGAAACAGUUGACUCUUCCCAAAGGCCAUGCGAAGAAGAGUAAGAAGGAAACUCCAAAGGGACAUACCACCGCGGUGGCAUCGUCUCUCAUAUCAGGCGGUUACUUCGCAAAGGUGGAACUGUACGCGAACUCCAGACUGCCUCUGAAUCUGCCCCCGCUUCGACUGUAUAUGCCGACUUAUCCUCUGCUCUGUCUAGCUGCGCAAUAUGCAGAAAGGGUAUACGAUAACCCGACAGGAGCAGAACGGAAUGCGCAUGUGGAGGCAGACUGGAGGACGGGAACGAAAGCCAUGUGCAUCAAGUCAGUUCCCAUGGACCACAUGAACACGAUUGUCUUCGCAAUACGUGGAACAGCAACGUUCAUGGACUGGGCCGUCAACUUGAAUACAGCACCAGCAGCACCCACUGGGUUUCUGGAUGACCCCAGCAACUUCUGCCACUCAGGUUUCCUGUCGGCAGCUAGGAAGAUGGUCGGCCCCGUAGCAGCGCGGUUGCGGCAACUUCUGAUGGAGAACCCACGAAGAUGUGCAUACUCGCUUCUCAUCACAGGUCAUUCUGCUGGGGGCGCCAUCGCAUCUCUUCUGUACAUGCACAUGCUGGCGACGUCGAAGGCCGCCGCGUCAGAGCUCAACAUGCUAACAAGCUGCUUCAAGCGAGUACACUGCGUGACAUUUGGCACGCCGCCAGUAUCGCUUCGCCCGUUACAGACACCCAACAGAAAAGAGCUCAAGAAAUCCCUCUUUCUGAGUUUCAUCAACGAAUGCGACCCGGUUGCGCGAGCCGACAAGGCCUACGUGAAAAGCCUGCUGGAACUCUUAGCUGCCCCGGCUCCGAACCAGGCCAAAGACAAGGAACCGGCGAAGCUGCUUGCUCCUGCCCCAAAACACAGCAAGACCGGAGACAAGAAGUCGAAGUCCUCGGUGGUGUCAAAGAAAUCAAAAAUAUCAAUGAAAUCCUCGAAGUCGAAAGAGCCUGAUCUCCCGGGGGCGGUCUGGCGGGUUCCGCACAGCACGCUAAGCAACGCGGGACGCAUCGUGGUCUUGAGGUCGGGAAACCCGCAUGCGAAGGUCAAGCGCGCAAAGACAGUUGAGGAACGCCUUAAUGAGGGCGUAGUCGCGCAGGUCGCUACUGACGAGCAGCUCAGGGGUCUCAUCUGGGGCGAUCCCGUCUGUCAUGUUAUGAAGUUGUAUGCUGGCCGCGUCGAGGUGCUGGCUGUUGGGGCGGUCACUGCCAAGGACCAUUGGUAUGCACAUGGCUCUGUGGGAUGA
Molecule: messenger RNA, 1875 nt
Organism: Anthostomella pinea
Lineage: Eukaryota; Fungi; Ascomycota; Sordariomycetes; Xylariales; Xylariaceae
Source: the annotation of a GenBank genome assembly